Molecule: messenger RNA, 1557 nt
Organism: Diprion similis
Lineage: Eukaryota; Metazoa; Arthropoda; Insecta; Hymenoptera; Diprionidae
Gene: TfIIFbeta
Product: general transcription factor IIF subunit 2
Exons: 7
Coding region: 169-984 (271 amino acids)
Biological process (GO): transcription initiation at RNA polymerase II promoter; transcription by RNA polymerase II
Cellular component (GO): transcription factor TFIIF complex
Source: RefSeq, a predicted model, not a curated record
ACAGGCUGUCAGAAGCAAAACUGUAUCUAUGUACAAUUUCUUUUUAUAUAUUUCUAUUUGAACAGUUAGUUACAGAAGUUAAAUAAAUACAACGGAGUAUUUUCCUUGAUUUCGUCUCGUUAAAUACUGAAAGUUUAUAAUCAUUGAGACCAUUUGCAACAAGGUAACAUGUCCGCACCGCCGCCUCACACAGACCGAGAAUUAGAUCUGAGCAACGCAGGACGAGGAGUAUGGCUGGUCAAGGUUCCUAAAUAUAUUGCCAACAAGUGGGAAAAGGCUCCAGGAAAUAUCGAAGUCGGCAAGCUGAAGAUCACCAAAAAUCCAGGGGCCAAAGCAGAAGUUUCUCUAAGACUUUCGGAAGCAGUUUUAGCUCUGAAGGAACGCGACGAAGAAGAAAUUCCAAAGGCACACAGGCUGGAUGUAACCACUGUCACUCGUCAAAUGCUCGGUGUAUUUUCUCACGUCACACCUGCCAGCACUUCGGAUGCUAUUGUUCCAGAGACUGAGAAACUCUUCAUGGAGGGCAGAAUAGUGCAGAAACUUGAGUGCCGUCCUUAUGCUGACAACUGCUAUAUGAAGCUUAAGUUAGAAAGCAUAAAACGAGCAUCAGUGCCUCAGAGGCAAGUUCAACAGCUCGACAGGGUUGUACAGAAUUUCAAACCUGUAUCCGAUCACAAACACAACAUUGAAUAUGCCGAAAAGAAGAAGGCGGAGGGCAAGAAAAUGAGAGAUGACAAAGAUGCGGUGUUGGAGAUGCUGUUUGCAGCAUUUGAGAAACAUCAGUACUACAAUAUUAAGGAUCUAGCCAAAAUCACCAGGCAGCCUAUCGUUUACUUGAAAGAAAUUUUGAACGAAGUCUGUAAUUACAACUUGAAGAACCCGCACAGAAAUAUGUGGGAAUUGAAACCUGAGUAUCGUCAUUACAAAGAUGAUCAGAAACCAGCAGCAACAGCUGCAAAAGUUAAUGACUCGGAUGAUGAUUAGCGUUUUGUUCUGUAUACUUUUUUACAAUAUUUGGACGAUUUGCUGCCUGUGAUUUGCCCGUUUAGAUCUUAUUUUACCGAGAUCACUAGAUAUAAGCAAUCAACUCAAAAAUCGAAUCAAUUUAUUGAAUGCAAAUUUAUUCGACUUGGAAAGGCAAAUGUUACCAUUCCAUGAAUAGCCUCAGUAAAUUUAAGCAGAAUUUGCAAGAUAGUAACGUGAUGAAUCGCUGCUAUGGAAUUUUUUUUUUUAUAUCGACGCCAAGCAGAGGGAGAAACCAAAAGACUUUUGUGUGAGAUUGAACUUAAUUCUCUUGUCAUCGGAUUCGAGCAAUAUGGAAAUUUAAAAAAUUCGCAUUCGAUGAUUUGUGAAUAGUGGUAUAUCGUAUUUAUUUUUACAACAAUCGGCUGGAUGUGAAGCGAGAAGUUGAAGAAGCAAAGACUCUAUCUCAAAUAUAGAUUUGUUCAUAUUCUUACUCGACAUAAGUUUCCUCUGUAAAUAUUGAAGAGAAUCUAAAAAUACAAUGGUGCGUAGGAAUAAAAUAUAUCAAAACAUAAUGAAACAGUAAUUCACUUU